Molecule: messenger RNA, 1459 nt
Organism: Botrytis cinerea B05.10
Lineage: Eukaryota; Fungi; Ascomycota; Leotiomycetes; Helotiales; Sclerotiniaceae
Gene: Bcpdb1
Product: Bcpdb1
Exons: 2
Coding region: 154-1272 (372 amino acids)
Biological process (GO): pyruvate decarboxylation to acetyl-CoA
Molecular function (GO): pyruvate dehydrogenase (acetyl-transferring) activity
Source: RefSeq, a predicted model, not a curated record
GAACAAAAAGUCCCAACGUGCCACUCGAGUUGAAGGUUCGUGAGAAUCCCUAGCAGCUUGUCAAUUUUUCUCCAUUCCUUCACAUCCUCACCUCCCUCUCUUGAACUUCUUCGCUGAGGGACCUUCUUCUUAUCACAUAACCCCAUCUUCAAGAUGUCACGCAUCCUACGACCAGCGAGUCGUUUCGUUUCUUCAGCUCGCCCAACACGAAAUGCAUUUCAAUCUUUUUCCCGUCUACCGGCCAUUGUGCAAAGCAGAGGAUAUGCAAAGGAGAGCGGUGUUAAGGAAUACACAGUCAGAGAGGCUUUGAACGAAGCCUUGGCCGAAGAAUUGGAGUUAAAUCCAAAGGUCUUCGUUCUGGGUGAGGAAGUCGCCCAAUACAAUGGCGCAUACAAGGUUACCAAGGGUUUACUGGAUCGUUUCGGUGAAAAGAGAGUUAUUGAUUCCCCCAUCACUGAAUCUGGUUUCUGCGGUUUGACCGUCGGUGCUGCGUUGGCAGGUUUACAUCCUGUGUGCGAGUUCAUGACUUUCAACUUCGCAAUGCAAGCUAUUGAUCAAAUUGUCAACUCCGCCGCCAAAACUCACUACAUGUCCGGUGGUAUCCAACCCUGUAACAUCACAUUCCGCGGACCCAACGGUUUCGCAUCUGGUGUCGCAGCACAACAUUCACAAGAUUACUCUGCAUGGUACGGAAGCAUACCCGGUCUCAAGGUUGUCACUCCAUGGAGUGCCGAAGAUGCCAAAGGAUUACUCAAAGCUGCUAUUCGCGACCCCAACCCUGUCUGCGUUCUCGAGAACGAAUUGUUGUACGGUCAAUCUUUCCCAAUGAGCGAGGCUGCCCAGAAGAAUGACUUCGUUCUUCCAUUCGGCAAAGCCAAGAUUGAGCGUGCUGGAAAGGAUCUCACUAUCGUUACUUUGUCCCGCUGUGUUGGACAAUCUCUCGUCGCCGCUGAGAACCUCAAGAAGAAGUAUGGUGUUGAAGUCGAAGUUAUCAACCUCCGAUCCAUCAAGCCUUUGGAUGUCGAAACUAUCAUGACCUCCCUUAAAAAGACCCACCGUCUCCUCGCUGUCGAGUCCGGUUUCCCAGCCUUCGGUGUUGGUGCUGAAUUACUUGCCUUGACUAUGGAGUUCGGUUUCGAUUAUCUCGAUGCCCCAGCCCAAAGAAUUACUGGUGCCGAAGUCCCAACCCCAUAUGCUCAAAAGUUGGAAGAUAUGAGUUUCCCUAACGAGCAGUUGAUUGAGAACUAUGUCGCCAAGAUGUUACGAUUGUAAGAAAAUGAAAGUUUCUAGAAGUGAUAACGAGGAUGGUGGGCUGGGUUUGGGAGGGGUGGAGGACGUGUAUUAAAUAGCAUACUCCUGGCAAAUAUACCAAUAAGACCUUUGUUUGAACCCGUACAAUACUACCUUGGACCCAAGUAAAUGUGAAUUCGUGAGCGUUUUACUAUGAUCCAUUCUUCCA